AUGUACACAGACUUCCAGUCAUCGACAGACCGUCGGGCAACGCAAUCUACAUCCUCACUCACAGACGGAUUCUGCGAUUUCUGGUUUUUUUUUAUCAAGUCAUAUCACAGACAGGAUUAUGUUGGUAUGCUGACGAUAACAGACUUCAUAAACAUUCUACAUAAAUAUUACAAGUCUCCAGAGGCACGAAUGGAUGAACUUGAAGAGCACAAGAUAGAGACUUGGCGGGAGGAGCUGAAGGACAAACAGAAACCGUUUGUGUACAUUGACCCGGAUGCUAGUUUGUUUGACGCUAUCAAGACAUUGAUCGACAAACAUGUACACAGACUUCCAGUCAUCGACAGACCGUCGGGCAACGCAAUCUACAUCCUCACUCACAAACGGAUUCUUCGAUUUCUGUAUCUUUAUAUCAAUGAACUACCAAAGCCUAGCUAUAUGCAGAAAACAUUGAAGGAGUUGUCCAUAGGAACAUACAACAAUGUUAUCACGGCAACAACAGACACACCGCUGUUCAAGGCCCUGAACAUGUUUGUGGAACACAGAAUAUCGGCACUUCCUGUCCUCGACGCUAACAAACGUGUCGUCAAUAUAUACGCCAAGUUUGACGUCAUCAAUCUGGCAGCGGAGAAGUCUUACAAUAACCUAGACAUAACAGUGGAACAAGCUUUACAGCAUCGGGAACAGGAGAAUUGGUUUGAGGGAGUUGUGACGUGUCAGGAGACUGACUCACUAGAUUCUGUCCUGGAGAAGAUUGUCAGAGCAGAGAUCCACCGUUUGGUGAUCACAGACAAUGACAUGCACGUGGUUGGCAUGGUGUCUUUGUCCGACAUACUUACGUUCUUAGUUCUCACGCCGUCAGGAUUUGAACCGUCGUUAAAGACAUCCUGAUUUCUACUGUAUUUGAUGACUUGAAUAACUUAAUGUUGACUAGUUCAACUUAGAGGGAGGCAGUGUGGGGUAUUGGAGCUGUCAAUCACCAAAGUUGGUGAGGCUUCAGAUAUACCGGCCAAUUACUAAGAGUCGAUGCAUCAAUUGGGCGAACCAUGGAGAGGAGGACGGUCAAGUGUCCAUCACAGCACGACGUUCCGACCAAUGGAAGGAGCUUCAGUGAGGAACAGGAUUGAUUAUAGUCGAGGCAGUGAAGAUGAUGGAGACUCUAUAUCAUUCUUUCAUAGGUUUUUUAAUUGGUCAGACAUCAUUACACCAUGAUUUAUAUCAAGAAUGAUAAUUAAAACAUAUUUAAGAGUGUAGAUAAUUUAUUACUAUUUUUCUGAUGAAUGAUUUUCUUAGAGGCUGACAUGUGGUCAGGUGAUGAUCGAGCUUCUAUUCACUUUCGUCAGGUAUUUUGAAUAUUUGAGAUAAGUUUAAUGUCGCUGACAGAGCCGAGGAUUUCAUUUCCAAUAGCGAGAUGUGAUUUUGUCUGAUAUGCUCAAAUAUUUGUUCAUCAGUCAAAAUGUCACACAUGUAGAUGGAAAAAUCUACAAAAAUGAAAGAAAUGGCGAACAUCAUAGACAGAAACUCACCAUAUGGUACGGAAGUAUCAAAGUCUCAAUAUCAAAUAUUAAGGACUGGAAAUGACACUGAUAGAAUGGUCUGGAUGCUAAUGAAAGGGAAGUAAACCAUAAUAAACAGCUAGUUGUUCAGUACUUGUAAGCUUGAAAAAUUAUUAAUUUUUGUUUCCUUUUUUCCCCCCAUCAUUUGAAAAUAUACAAAUACUGCUCGUACAUUUGGUUCAUGUUUUGACGUCUUCACUUAUGAUCAUACACAAUGUAUGCCAUCUUAUAAAGGUCCUGGGCGUUAGCAACUUGGGAAAAUUAGCAUGAUUGCAGAAUUUAAAAUGAUCACCCUUCAGAAGGAAUCAAGAUUAAAUUUGAUUUGUUCUACUGUAAAGAGUAGAAAUUGGAUGCAGAAUAUGGGAAAGUAUGUGAAGUAGAUCAGAAUCAUUAUAACAAAAUCCAAAUUCCAAAUAACAAAGGGAUAAGAUAUCAAAUUUCUGAUCCAAAUAUCCCUAGAUUCAGUAAGCCUGUGGCAUUAUUUACGUUUUUGUGUAAAACUUUCUAUACCUUUAUCAAUAAUAUUACUCUUUUUUACGUACUUGAUUCUGUGAACCAGCCUUCUGUAUUUAUGUUACCAUCAGCAUGCAUGUCUUACUUUAUACUAUCAUCCACGUGAUAUUUAAGUUAAUUGUUCGAUUCAUGACAAGAAAUAUCAAUGAAAACAAGUAAUCAACAGUAUUUUGUAUGUUCAACUGAAGUCUGUAUGUUAAAGCACAUUACAACUGUAGGAUUAAGUAUAUCAUAAUUAUCUCAUGUAAAGAAAUAUAAUAGCAUUAAUUUAUGGUAAUAUUUUAUUAAGCUGAAAGCUUUUAACAAUGUCAUAUUAUAUUAUGUUGGCUUUUCAUCUAAAUAAAUUAGAGUUUUUAUUUGAUCAUGUUCACAAUUAAGUGACGAGAAAUUGAUAAAGUAGACAAAAAACAGAGGUAAUAAAAUAUGAACAGGAAAGCAACAGAAAUAACAGUUCUUAUUUUCAAGAAGUAAUGUAGAAUUAUUUUAUUUAUAUGUGUCCACUUCAUAUCAUAUGAGUACUAUUUUUUACCUUGUCAAAUUAAACUUGAGAUGUUUCGUUCGUUCAUUGGGAACCAGGACUGUUGUAUCUAAAGGACGUUUUCUAUGGUAGUGUUGUGCUCAUGGCCUUCAGACUGGGCUCUGUAUAGCUCCUAAAGGGUUGGGCCCUGUAGGGACAGUUAAUGUCAUUGUGGUGAUCUGCAAGGACUCCCGUUGGUAUUGAGCUCACAGCCUCAUUAAGUGUUAAGCUCCUGAAGUGUUGAGCUCGGGGCCUUCUGAAGGGAAAUUUACUGAUAAAAACCAUGUGUAAAACCAUCUGUAAAACCAUGUUUAAACUUGUUGCCCGUUUGUUUUUAAACAAUAUUUUUUUUACUGAUCUGAUUGAUUUUAGUUUGUAAACCAACUUUUUUUCAUGAACAAUGAGUUGCCCAAACCUCCUAACCCCAAUCCCAAAGAAUUUUUUUUAUAAGCAAAGCUACCUACAAAAGUUUAUUUACAACUUAAGUUUCUUACCAGUAAAACAUUAUCUUAAACAUUUUCAAGAUAAAAAUAGAAAAUGAAAGUUGAAUUACUGAUUCAGGAAAAAGCGCCUUUGUUCAUAGAUCUGUGAAAAAUGUGUUGAUCCUGUUAAUAUAAUAAAUGUACAGUCUUCAGAAAGUAUUGAGCUUUUUUCCCCUUCAUAUUCAGGAAGUGUUC
Mizuhopecten yessoensis (Yesso scallop) is the source of this 3260-nucleotide messenger RNA. Its product is annotated as 5'-AMP-activated protein kinase subunit gamma-2-like. The transcript is spliced from 11 exons. The record is from RefSeq and is a predicted model, not a curated record. Lineage: Eukaryota; Metazoa; Mollusca; Bivalvia; Pectinida; Pectinidae. The coding region runs from base 1 to 888 and encodes 295 amino acids.